Trichophyton rubrum CBS 118892 is the source of this 2972-nucleotide messenger RNA. RefSeq lists its product as uncharacterized. The record is from RefSeq and is a predicted model, not a curated record. Lineage: Eukaryota; Fungi; Ascomycota; Eurotiomycetes; Onygenales; Arthrodermataceae. The coding region runs from base 413 to 1861 and encodes 482 amino acids. Gene Ontology annotation, cellular component: fungal-type vacuole membrane; endosome. Gene Ontology annotation, biological process: vacuolar transport; protein localization to membrane. The transcript is spliced from 3 exons.
AUUCAAAGUCGCCGCAGAUGCCAACCAAGGGGGCCUUUGAGCGGUUGAAUUUAAUAUCGAUAUCGACGCGGAAAAGUCAAAACCAGCUUAGCUUGACGGCUGACUAAGCAGCCGCAUCAGCUUCUUCCUUUUCGAUGCUUGAAACCAGCAAAGCAAGACGAGAACGACAACGACGACGACAGCAGAGAAAACAGACUGUCAUACAACACCUGGAUAACUAGCUAUAGAGUACAGUCUUCCAGCUGAGAGAAGAGCUCUGCCGCCGUUUCAUAUCCACGGGCUCGCAUGUCUCCCUGAGCUGGCCUGGGCCAAAAAGUCACAAUACUGCAUCCAUGUAAGCCAUUCCUCCUCCCUGGACACUGACGAGGAAGACCACCGCCAGCUCACGGCUUGACGCAGCAGAUCAGCGACGAUGUGGUCUCAAAGCAAGUCGCAUCUCUUGCUAUCGCUCUUUGCCCCGAUCCUUUCUUCGGCCUUCUAUCUACCUGGCGUAGCUCCCACCUCCUACGACGUCGGGCAGAAAGUUCCACUUCAUGUCAAUCAUCUUACACCAACGGUGGCCCAGGAUGCCCAGGUUCACUCCGUCUUCUCUUACGACUACUACCACCCGUCAUUCCACUUCUGCAGGCCCAAGGAUGGGCCUAAGGAUGUCCGGGAGUCCCUAGGCAGCAUCAUCUUUGGCGAUCGCAUCCUCACCUCACCCUUUGAGCUACACAUGGCCAAGAACGAGUCUUGCAAGCUGCUCUGUCCGGAGGUCAAGUUUGACGGGCUUAGCAGCCAAUUCGUGAAUCACAGAAUAUGGCAGGGCUACAACAUCAACUGGCUCAUCGACGGCCUCCCUGCUGCCCAGAUAAAUACCGAUGACCAAACAAACGAGCAGUUCUACAGCCCCGGUUUCCUCCUAGGUGAUAUUAAUAGCGAUGGACAAUCGUUCCUUCACAACCACUACGAUAUUGAUAUUGAGUACCAUCGCGUUGCCGGGCUCGGGACCAAGGAGAAGUACCGCGUCGUUGGGGUUCUCGUGCACCCGUCGUCCAGGAAGACAAAGGUGUCUGGGGACAAGGCUGAUUGCUCUGGCAAAGACAUUGUGCUUCUGGAUGGCACGGCGGAUACCUCUGUAGCUUGGACGUAUAGUGUCACUUGGCGUGAGUCUUCCACCGCUUGGGCGACUAGAUGGGAUAAAUAUCUACAUGUCUACGAUCCCAGUGUUCACUGGUACUGGCUUAUCUACUCCGCCGUCUUCGUCAUCUUGCUCGUUACCCUGGUGAGCAGCAUCUUGCUCCGGGCCUUGCGGAAGGACAUUGCGCGAUACAAUCGUCUGAGUAUGAUCAACAUGGAUGACUUCAAUGACAAUGGUGACUCUGUGGAAGAUGGCAUACAGGAAGAUUCAGGCUGGAAGCUAGUCCAUGGUGAUGUGUUCCGCACUCCAAACCACCCGCUUUUGCUCAGCUUGCUGGUAGGAAAUGGUGCUCAGCUCUUCGUCAUGACCGGCAUCACCGUUGUAUUCGCACUCUUUGGCCUCCUCUCACCCUCCAACAGAGGGUUCUUGGGAACUGUUAUUUUAAUAUUAUAUACUCUCCUUGGCUUCGUCGGUGGCUACGUCGCCGCAAGAACGUACAAGUCAUUUGGAGGUGACUCUUGGAAGCGAUUGAUCAUCCUCACCCCAGUACUCGUCCCAGCCAUCGCGUUCUCUACCUUCUUCUUGCUCAAUCUUUUUGUUUGGGCUAAAGGAUCCAGUGGUGCUGUUCCGUUUACCACUAUGCUUCUCACUGUUAUCAUCUGGUUUGUUAUCAGCGUGCCGCUUAGCGUUGCAGGCAGCUGGAUCGGACUUAAGCUACCCGUAAGCAUACCUGCGUUCUAACCCAGUGUGUUUUAAAUAUUAACGCUCCCAUAGGGCUUUGAAGGACCUACCAGAACCAACCAGAUCCCCCGUCAGAUUCCUCCAGCAGUCUGGUCUCUCCGCCCUCUCCCAUCAACACUGAUAACUGGUAUGCUCCCAUUCGCCACUAUUUUUGUGGAGCUAUACUUUAUCAUGACUUCCCUCUGGACAAACAAAAUCUAUUACAUGUUUGGUUUCCUCUUUCUGUGCUACGGACUCAUGAUUAUGACUUCUGCAACCACCACCAUACUCCUCGUCUACUUCUUGCUCUGUGCAGAAGACUACCGAUGGCACUGGAGGGCAUUUAUUGGUGCCGGUAUGACCGGCGGAUAUGUCUUCCUUAACGCACUUAUCUUCUGGGCAACCCGCGUCAGUUUUGGCGGUGUGACUGGUGCUGUUCUAUAUCUAGGCUACUCUGCACUCUUGGCUUUCCUAGUCUUUGUAUUAACAGGCACCAUUGGGUUAUUUGCCAGCUGGGCCUUUGUCCAUAGGAUCUAUGGCUCCAUCAAGGUCGACUAAAAUCAUUCAUUGUUACAUCAUUUUUAUUCGUCAAUGCUGUGAUUCAGUCCCGUACUAUACUUCUCGGGGGUCAUUCCUAGCGCCCCCCUUUUUUCUUUUUCUCCCCCAUCCUAGACUGGAUUUUAUCGUCUCUGUAUUACCAUCCCACCGUUUGCCCUCUUAAUGACCUAAAACUGGCAGGUUGGCUUUAGAUCUACGAUUGCUAUCUUGAUGAAAAAAUAAAAUCUUGUAUACACUUUUUUUUCCCUUACACUUGCAUCUCCAUUCCUGAUAUCCCGGGAAUUGGCCAAACGGCGUAGUUACACAGGCAAGAGAUAUGAUAGCACAACACAGCAAACGGUAAAACGGAAAGGAUAACUAUAGGAUAUAAGGAAGUACCAAGCAAACACAAGCCUGGAUCAUCGAACGGCAUCAGCGAGAUGUGGACCGUCUAGUAAAAUAACAGUAAUAACAUGAGUGGGGAAACAAAAAUAAUGACAGCAUGACUGAGGGUAGUUAGUUAGUUGACUGUGACGAUAAGGCAGGAGGGAAUAAAAAUAAGUUUAUAAAAAAGAGAGAAAAAGAAAACGCCGCC